Messenger RNA from Solanum stenotomum, 1403 nucleotides. Its product is annotated as beta-D-glucosyl crocetin beta-1,6-glucosyltransferase-like. Gene Ontology annotation, molecular function: UDP-glycosyltransferase activity. The record is from RefSeq and is a predicted model, not a curated record. The transcript has a single exon. Lineage: Eukaryota; Viridiplantae; Streptophyta; Magnoliopsida; Solanales; Solanaceae. Bases 21 to 1382 code for a protein of 453 amino acids.
CUACAAACAAUAACUUGAUCAUGGGAUCACAACUAACAGAGCAUGGUACUAGUAAUUUGAGCGUAGUGAUGUUCCCAUGGUUAGCUUAUGGACACAUUUCACCAUUUCUAAACGUAGCCAAGAAACUCGCGGACAGGGGAUUCUUGAUUUACCUCUGCUCUACGCCGAUUAAUCUCAAAUCCACCAUCAAGAAAAUCCCUGAAAAGUAUGCUGAUUCGAUUCAGCUUAUCGAACUUCACUUACCAGAAUUACCUGAACUUCCUCCUCAUUACCAUACGACUAAUGGUCUCCCGCCCCAUCUCAAUCACACCCUUAAAAAGGCCCUGAAAAUGUCCAAACCAAACUUUUCAAAAAUCUUGCAAAAUCUGAAAUCUGAUUUGGUGAUUUAUGACAUAAUGCAGCAAUGGGCUGAACGUGUCGCGAAUGAACAGAACAUUCCAGCAGUGAGGCUACUAACUUUUGGUGCGGCUGUGUUAUCAUAUUUUUUUAACUUAGUAAAGAAACCAGGGGUUGAAUUCCCUUUCCCUGCUAUUUAUCUCAGCAAAAUUGAACAAGUAAAAUUGGGUGAAAUGAUGGCCAGAUCUGCUAAAGAUCAAGAACCUGAUGACGAUGAUCAAACAGCUGAUGGAACUACACAGAUCGCGUUGAUGUGUACCUCUAGAAUUAUAGAGGCCAAAUACAUAGAUUUUUUGUCUGAAUUAAGCAAUUGGAAAGUUGUUCCAGUUGGUCCACCAGUCCAAGAUUUGAUCACUAAUGACGUGGACGACAAGGAGCUCAUGGAUUGGCUAGGAACAAAAGAUGAGAAUUCAACUGUAUUUGUCUCCUUUGGGAGUGAGUAUUUCUUGUCAAAAGAAGAUAUAGAAGAAGUAGCUUUCGGGUUGGAGUUAAGUAAUGUUGAUUUCAUAUGGGUCGCAAGAUUUCCAAAAGGGGAAGAGCAAAAUCUCAAAGAUGCUUUACCAAAAGGUUUUCUUGAAAGAAUUGGAGAAAGGGGAAGAGUUUUGGACAAAUUCGCACCACAACUAAGAAUUCUAAAUCAUACGAGUACGGGAGGAUUUAUAAGUCAUUGUGGUUGGAAUUCAGUAAUGGAAAGUAUAGAUUUCGGGGUCCCUAUAAUUGCCAUGCCUAUGCAUCUUGAUCAACCAAUGAAUGCUAGGUUGAUCGUAGAAUUGGGAGUUGCGGUGGAGAUUGUUAGAGAUGAUGAUGGCAAAAUUCAUAGAGGAGAAAUCGCGGAAACUCUUACAGAUGUCAUAACAGAGAAAACGGGGGGAAAUUUAAGGGCAAAAAUGAGAGAUAUUAGCAAGAAUUUGAAUUCUAUAAGAGGUGAAGAGAUGGAUACUGCUGCUCAAGAGCUAAUCCAAUUUUGUAAGAUUAGUACUAAUUAACAUAAUUAUAUUGUAUGUGAG